CAACGCUUAACAUAAACAAAAAGCAAACACACACGCAUCUAUGUUUUCUUUUUAUCGUUAACUUUAAGAGCUGCUCUUCGAAAGCGUCGUGAAAUGGAUCUUCGCAUCCGACAGUAUUUAUCAAAAGCUCAGGAGAAAAGAGAUGCUGUGUACCUGAGGAAAGCGUUCGAGCUGAUGCGAGCUUCAUCUCCGUCUGAGCUCCUCGUGCUGUGUGCAGAACAGUCUCUACAGCUGGGCUGCUGGGAAGUCGCCGAGGACUGUAUAAUGAUGUACUUGGAAGGGAAACCUCCAGCCAAUCAGUUCCUGUGUCGAGCGUAUCUGUGCCGGGCUCAGCUCAUUAACACAGCGGAGGACUUGGAUAAGGCCGUGAUGUACUAUCUGAAGGCGAUUGAGAUUGCCAGAGACAAGUCCAGAUAUCAUUUCGUGGUGUUCAACGCCUCGCUGCUGUAUCUCCGGUCCGUCCGGCGGCUCCUGAGGCCCGGAAGACGGCUCCUGGUUUCUUCUCUCACGCAGGUGCUCAAGGCUCUGGAGGAGGUUCAGGAUCCCGAUCUCGCGUGGAGGGCUGAGCUGAUGCUACACCUUGUUGAAUGUCUGCUCGAUGCUGAAAAGAGGAAAGAAGCAGCUGUCAUGGUCAAGGUCACCUCUGAUUUUAUUCAAUCACAUAAACCAGAGCUUUAUCCCCGGCUUUUCUCCAUACAGGUUCGUCAUAACCUCAUGGAUGUGUCUGAAAUGCUGCAUGAUGGGAACCCUAAGUUGCUUGUGAUGUACAAGAUCCAAAAGCUUAAACAAACGGUUGAUGUGAGUGAAGUCCAGAGAGACGAUGCAGCGGCUCUGAAGGAGAUCUUCCUGCUUCUGACUCCAACAUCAGACCUCCAGACCUCCAGACCUCCACCGGACAUCCACAGAUCCAGUGCUCCACCCAGCAUCAGCUCUGAACCCAGCUCCAGUCCUCCACCCUUCACCCACAGCAUCAGCGCUCCUCCCAGCAUCCUCCGCUCCAGCCCAUCCUCCUCCUGCAGGUCCAGUGUUAGUCUGGAUCAGAGCUCCUCCAUCACACUGAGUGACAGGGUUGAGUUCCUGCUGGAUCUGGCGCUCCUCUCUCUGCAGUUAAAGCAUCACCAAACAGCGUCCGACUGUCUGGAGGAGCUCCGAGCCACGGAUGUCACCGUCGGCCAGAGCGUGAUGGCGGAGUGCGUCCGGCGCGAGCUGGAGCUGAACGAACACGGGAUGGAGAAUUACUCCAGAUCCGGCGUGGAGCUGCGGUUGAGUGUAAUCUCUCGACUGGAAGCGCUGCUGCAGACGGCUCUGGAGGAAGCGGACUCUCGGGCGACUCAGGCGGUGUGUGUGUGUCUGUGGAACGCGUGUCUGCCUCUUCUCCAACACAACCUUCGGAAGAGAGUCCGGAAAGCCCUGCUGAGCCUCGCCGGAGCGCUGGAGCGCACACACAGUUUGCUGCUGGACGUGUUGAGUCGGGCUCACGCCGAACUGGCCGCUAUAGACGAGGAGGAUGAGAAGCUGGAUUCCGCCGUGAAGCAUCUCCAGAAAGCGUCCGAGCUGGAUCCCGACUCCGAGCAGCUGUCCUCCUCCUUGCGCCUCCUCCGGCUGCGCUCCUCUGUCCACGGCGCUCCCGAGCGAGCGGAGGAGAGCGCCGCUAAACUCAUCCAGCAGGCCAAAGAGGGAGGCGGCCGCGAGGCUCUGAGAAAGCGACGUCCUCUGCUGGUCACCGCUGGAGUCGCUCUGGCUCCCGAUGCUUUCCUGAGCGUCCUGGAGGCUGACGGUCAAGUCAAAGACGAUGGAGCUGGAGAUCGUCUGGAGCUGCUCGCCGCUAAAGCCCAGCAUCACAGCAGCCGUGUGCAGAAGGUCAGAGGUCAUUUGGAUGGGCUUGACCAGAGCUCGGAUGACAAAGAAAGGGUGAAAUUAUGGGCUUCUCUGGCCAAGACUGCCCGGAAACAGGAGGUGUUCGACGUGUGUCGGGCGGCCUGCCGCUUCUGUCUGCUUUAUGAUGACGGACGAUGGAAAACCACGAGCUCCACGGGUUGUGAUCGUCCAGAUCAGAAGAAGCAGACUGACCCGAGCACACAGAGAGAUCUGCUGCGUCUGCUGGCCGAGGUCCACUUCCUCCACGCUGAGGUAACAGUCCUCAAACUCCGCUCCGAGGGGGUGGAGCUAAACGGCUCUGCCGUAGCACCUGAUGAAAAACAGACACGCCCACCUGAAGGCGACGCCCACUGGAACCUGUACAGUGAUUGGAUCAAGGAUUUAUCGGCUUACGCCACUGGUGGUUUCCUGCGAGGGGCGGAGCUUGGGGCGGAGCUGCGAGAGGAUUGGCUGGUGGUUAAUGCAGCGGUGUAUCUGUGGAACUAUAACAGCUGGCUGCUGACCAGAGGAGGACAUCGGCUCCUUCUGCCCACCUUCAGACGCCUGCUGGAGCUCCUCAGACGGACGGGCAUGCUGGGACUCGUCCAGCCGUGCAGCGCCGCUCGGUUCAAGCGUCAGCAGGAAGCGCUGGAUGCUGGGAAAGGAGGAGCUCAGCCGCCCGCUGAGAAGACCAAGAAGGUGCGAGGGAAGAGCGUGGAGAAGUCCGGCUCGACCCACGGCCCUCAGCUGGACACGGGCGCUCUGCUGGACGUUAAGACAGCUCUGGAGAGGAGUUCGGAUGAGAGUAACGCGCCUGCCGCGGACCGGCCUGUGGAGGACCGGCCUGUGGUGCACAGGCCCGCGGAGGACCGGGCCGUGCCGUGUUUGAUCGCGGGCGAUCGGCCUCCGGAGGUGCGGGGUGAACCAGAGACAGUCGCGGAGGAUUCGGCGAACUCAUCGAGGCCUGAUUCGAGCGCUGUGGAGCAGCCCGCGUUAUCUGUUACAGAUCAAAAUACGGAGACUAUCGGUACCGAAAAGCAAGAGAGAGAAAAUCUCUUCAGUACAUGGGUCUGUGUGAAACAGCUCCUUCAGCAGCAGAUCGGACACAAACUGGACAUCAACGAUGAGAGCGAGGCGCUGAGGGCCGUGUCCCGUGUUCUGGUGACGGUGGAGAUGUCGUGUAACAGGAACCCCAGACUCAUGCAGUUCUCCGUUCCCAGUCUGUCUGAGCUGGUUGAGAUGACGUCGGCCGGUCAGUGGUCGGAUCCGGUCGUUGAGCUGUACGUCUGGACACAGCUCGCUCUGUUUGCUCAUCAGACACAAGACCGUGACCUUGUCCUGACCUGCACCCAUAAUGCACUGCAGCUGGAGCAGAACGCAGCACAAAGAGUGAAGACGGCCGCUCAUGCUCUGUUCAGCGCGUGUUCGGUUCAGGAGAUGCUGAGCAGCGCUGCAGGGGUCAGAGGUCAGAGUCUGAUCCUGGAGGCCAGAGGUCAUCACAGCAGAUACAUGGAGGGUCUGCUCACGCUGCAGGACAGUGUCGGUUUUGCGGAGCAGGCGGGCAGCUGGACUCUGUGUAUGAGCGCAGCCGGUCACUUCUGGAACGCCUGUCUGCCUCUGCUGGACUCGAGACGGGACAGAAGACCACUGAGAGGAGCUCUGGAGAUCAUCCUGAAGAACAUCAGCCGGACAUACAGAAAACACACCGCUGGCAAAACUAAAAGAGUGUCUGGACUCAAGCGAGACGGGGCAGUGAUGGGAACACCAGAUACCACAAACGACGUCGUGGCUGAUGAUGACCUGAAGCUGUGGACGGCUGCGGUCAGCGCUCUGCUUCAUAUUCAUGUGGACGCCGGAGACUGGAGAAGAGGCCUGCAGCUGCUGGACGAGGCUCUCGGAGAGACGCCACACACACAACACAGACUGGUUCUGCUGAAGCAGCGUGUUCUGCUCAAGGCCCGGCUCGGCGAGUCUCUUCUGCCGGACAUGCAGCGGCUCCCCGACGAGGGACGGAUGUGGAGGCGCGCGGCUCUCUGCGCUGAAGACGGACCUCAGCGGCUCGCCUGCUAUCAGAGCGCCGUCACGGCUCUGCAGGCCGCGUGUCCUCAGUCUCCGGGCGGUCGGUGGCAGGAGGUGGACGUUCUGCUGGAGUUUGCCGAGUGGCUGUAUUUGACUCACUUUCCUGCGAGCGACGUGCAGGUCCUGAUCGAGCGGGCCGUGGACCUGCUGCUGCUCACGGACGAGGAGCGUGUUGCGGUGUGUGUGUGUGAAGUGCGUCCGGUCGGCCGCCUGGAGCGUCUGGUGCGCUCACACACACUGCUGGCUCUCACCGAGGACCGCUCAUCUCUCAAACACCAGCAGCAUCUGCUGACCGCCUACAGCUUCACGCUGCACAUCUGGAGGGUAUCUAUGGCGACCGCACAGGAAGUGAUGAAUGAUUGGACGGAAGGUCAAGACGUGAGAUCGGCCAGCUCCAGAAAAGACAAGGAGAGAGCAGACGACAAGAAGAACAAACAGCCGUCUCCCGUUGAGGACAAAGGCCGAGUUAAAGCAGCAGACGCGCGUCUUCCCAUCAGCCCCGAGCAGUGGGCUCAGUUCCAGUGUCCUGAAGAGGUCCGGCGGGCCUUUCUCUCGGACGCCGGUCCGUACAGCAUCAACAGCACAUCCAUCAGAGCACAGAGCCGAACUCUGUUUUAUUUGGAUCUGUUGGUGAAAGAGCUGGAGUCGUUCUCCUUGACCCCGCUGACCUUUGCCCCUCUCCACCUGGCAGAGGUCAUCGCCGGUGACCUCACGCGGAGCAGGAGUCAGUCUGACCUCUACCGCCUCAGGAUCAUCAGGAACUCGGCCGAUCUGGGGUUCCUGUCUCCGUUCUCCCGGCAGCUGCUGAGCUUCACUCUCGUUCCUGCAGACGAGCUGAUGCUGAGCCGGAGAGCCAUCAUUUCACAGAGAGACCAGGCAGAGGAGACGGUGUCUGCUCUCAGUCCUCAUCAGCUGUGGCUGGAGAAGGCCGGUGUGUGUCUGAGUCUGAACCUGUUUCAGCCUGCUAAAGUCCUGCUGACUCACACACACCUGACAGCCAAGGCGCUUGGAGACCGGCUGUCAUUGGCUAAGAGUUUACACCUGCUGGCGGUUCUGGCCAAUCAGGAGCAUCGGUUCGGCGAGGCUCUCGCUCUGCUGCAGGAGGCACAAGAGAUCGGAGGAGACGAGGAGUUCUGCUUCCUGCUCACUCAGACGCUCCUAACGACCGUAGUGGAACACCAGGAAGUGGAAGAACAGGAAACGCAUCAUCAGGUGUGUGUGAUCACAGAACAGGCCUGCAGAACCAUCAGAGCUGUUCUAGAGCAGAGACCGAACCGAGCCUCCUCGGUCCUCCGCUUCUUCAUCGCAGAGCUGCAGACCAGGGCUGCCGUGUUUCGUCAGCGUUUGUUGUGUCCUGCAGCUCCACUGCAGUGUCUGACAGAUCUGUCGGUGGAGAUGCUGAGCUCGGUGUGUGACACGCUCAAACACACUGCUGCUGAACUACUAGAGCUGGGAUACAGGACACACUCUUCUGAGGCCAUGCUAGAACACGCCAACACACUGAGAAUCCUGGCUGUUCACUCAUUGAAUGAUGAAGAGAAACAGCGCCACCUUCUGGAUGCGUUCAGGUUGAUGAAGAACGCUGUGUCUCUUCAGGAGCAGGUUCUCACUGAUGUCCUGAAUGUUCUCCCACCUCACGAGUCCGGCUGGCGUGGUGUCCCCGGGGCCCGUGUGUGUGUCCGUCUCAGAAUGGCCCUCGCUGACCUGGCCCUGCUCAUGCUGGAGCUCCAGAGCGCAGAGCAGAAGAGGAAGUCCAUGGCUCGGGACAGGAAGUCAUCAGCAGAGAGAGCUCUGGAGGACUACAUGAGGAGCAGCUCUGAUCCAGAGACAGUUGAUCAGGAGUGGUCAGCUGCGGGCCGGUCUCUGGCUCAGGAGGCUCUGACUCACCUCACAGCGGUCAUCUCUGUCUCACCCGACCGCGUGGAGACCAGGGCCCGCUCCCUCGGCAUGCUGGGAAGGUGUCUGAGGAUCCUGGCUCAGCAGAGAGACCCGCUGUGGACCGAGAGCGACGCGGAACAGGAGGAUAAUGAAGACCAGCGAGUGAAGAUAAAUGAAGCGGAGAAGAAAUCUCAGGCUGUGAGUCUGAGUCUUCAUCACAAUCUUCCUCAUCUUCUUCCUGGCGUCUGCUCAGAUCUUCUGGAGUGUCUCGGUCAGUUUGACCUCGGGGCCAGUGGACAGUACCUCGCCCUGCUGCAGAACCACCUGAGGAUUCUGGGAGAAAUGCCACCGAGCUUCAAGAUCCUGCUGCUCCAGCACUCAGAGGACAGUUCUGUGCUUCACGCUGGUGUUUAUGAGAAGGUUAGGACUCUCAGAGACUCAGAAAGGAAAGAGUGA
This is a messenger RNA of Puntigrus tetrazona (Sumatra barb), 6270 nucleotides long. Its product is annotated as cilia- and flagella-associated protein 46-like. Gene Ontology annotation, molecular function: protein binding. The record is from RefSeq and is a predicted model, not a curated record. NCBI's taxonomy places the organism in Eukaryota, Metazoa, Chordata, Actinopteri, Cypriniformes, Cyprinidae. Gene Ontology annotation, biological process: axoneme assembly; cilium movement involved in cell motility.